This is a messenger RNA of Maniola jurtina (meadow brown), 3784 nucleotides long. It is a transcript of the gene tgo, whose product is annotated as aryl hydrocarbon receptor nuclear translocator homolog. Gene Ontology annotation, molecular function: DNA-binding transcription factor activity, RNA polymerase II-specific; RNA polymerase II cis-regulatory region sequence-specific DNA binding; protein dimerization activity. NCBI's taxonomy places the organism in Eukaryota, Metazoa, Arthropoda, Insecta, Lepidoptera, Nymphalidae. Bases 185 to 2095 code for a protein of 636 amino acids. The transcript has 14 exons. Gene Ontology annotation, biological process: regulation of transcription by RNA polymerase II. The record is from RefSeq and is a predicted model, not a curated record. Gene Ontology annotation, cellular component: aryl hydrocarbon receptor complex; nucleus; cytoplasm.
UGUCCACGGACUACUGUCAUGUUAUGCUCAUGUCAUCUUUACUUUUGUGAAAAAUGGCGUUUGUGUUGUGUUGAGAAAUUACAAACACGACUGUGAACAUCAAUAGUAGUUUUAUGUGGUAAUCAGUGUUAAUUUUCAUUUUCGACUAGAAUAAUAAAUCGUGGACUAAUGAGUUUGUUGACCGAUGUCUGCCGUGGCUCCCACUAUACCCGGGGCUGACCCAACCAAGGACAUACAAAAGCGUCGAGCAGGUAGUAUUGGAUCCGAUGAAGACGACGCAAGUGGUGGGAAAUAUACAAGGAUGGAGGAGGAUAAUAUUCAAGACAAAGAGAGAUUCGCGAGUCGUGAAAACCAUUGCGAAAUUGAGCGCCGCCGAAGGAACAAGAUGACGGCAUAUAUCACGGAACUAUCUGACAUGGUUCCAACAUGCUCCGCCCUCGCGCGGAAACCCGACAAACUUACUAUACUGCGAAUGGCAGUAGCACAUAUGAAAGCACUGAGAGGUACUGGAAACACAUCUACCGAUGGUACAUAUAAGCCUUCGUUCUUAACUGAUCAAGAGUUGAAACACCUCAUUCUCGAGGCAGCUGAUGGAUUUUUAUUUGUUGUUAGUUGUGAUACUGGACGUAUCAUUUACGUCAGUGAUAGUAUAGCGCCCGUACUUAACUACACUCAGGGAGAAUGGUACUCAUCGUGUUUGUACGAUCAAGUUCAUCCUGACGAUGUGGAAAAAGUACGAGAGCAGCUCAGUACACAGGAACCGCAGAAUACGGGGCGUAUUUUAGACCUCAAAACCGGCACCGUCAAAAAAGAAGGUCAUCAGUCGUCGAUGCGGCAAGUGAUGGGGUCGCGGCGCGGCUUCAUCUGCCGCCUGCGCGUGGGCGGAACGGCCGAGAGCGCGCACCUGGGCCGCCUGCGCGCGCGCAACUCGCUGGGGCCGUCGCACGACGGGCACAACUACGCCGUCGUGCACUGCACCGGCUACAUCAAAAACUGGCCGCCGACAGAUCUGUUUACAGGUAUGCAGAUGGAUCGUCCGGUCGAGGAUGAGCUGCAUGCGUCGCACUGUUGUCUGGUCGCUAUCGGAAGAUUACAGGUGACGUCGACACCGAACAGCUCGGAGAGCAGCCUGUGCGGCGGCGGCGUGGAGUUCGUGUCGCGCCACUCGGUGGACGGGCGCUUCACGUUCGCGGACCAGCGCGCCGCGCAAGUGGUGGGCUACGCGCCCGCCGACCUGCUGGGCAAGCUGUGCUACGAGUUCUACCACCCCGAGGACCAGCAGCACAUGCGCGACAACUUCGACCAAGUUUUAAAGUUGAAAGGCCAAAUCAUUUCACUCAUGUAUCGGUUUCGUACUAAAAGCAGAGAAUGGGUGUGGUUAAGGACAUCUGCUUUUGCUUUUCUGAACCCGUACAAUGAUGACGUAGAGUACAUCGUCUGCACAAAUACCCUGGCCAAUCGGUCAUUAGCGAGCACGACGGGCGAGCCGGUGGCGGAGGAGAACUACGACUACCACCUGCGGCAGCGCGACGUGUACCAGGCGGCGCCGCCCGCCAUCCACCAGCAGCAUCACGCUCCUGCAGGUGGCGUGGGCGCGCGGUCGCCGGGCGAGGGCGGCGCGGCGGGCGCGGCGUAUGCGCCGCACUACGCGCCCGAGUACUCGCCGCACCGGCCCGCCAACACCCCACCCAACACUACUUGGACCACGCUCCGUCCCAGCGGCGCGGCGGGUGCGGCGGGCGGCGGCGGCGAGAGCUACGCGUACAGCGGCGAGGGCACGGGCGCGGGCAGCCCGGCGCGCUCGCCGCCCGCGCCCGCCUACCUGCCGCCCGCGCACUACCACCACGCGCACCACGCCGCGCACGCGCCGCACGCCGCGCACCCUGCGCACCCCACACACGGCAUGUGGGCGUGGCAGGGCGGUGCCGUGGGAGCGGUGGGUGCGGUGGGUGCGGUGGGCGCGGCGGGCGCGGGCGCGGCGGCGGAGGGCCACGCCACGCACGAGCUGUCCGACAUGCUGCAAAUCCUGGACCAGAGCGGAGGUGGCGCCUUCGAAGAACUCAACAUCAACAUGUUCAAUGCUAAUUUCGAAUAGUGAUGGGCCUUUUGUGUAGCCUCAGGGGCUGCGAAACGAAACAACUGUCCGAGUGACAAAAUAAGUGUUGAGUUUUGUGUUGAUCGCUCCGAAGAUGGUUUCGCCUUUAAUGCUCCCGUACAAGUGUAUCGAUUCCAACGUGCGAUACCGAUUUUCUUCGGUGGAUACGAUUACUUUUAUCGAAGUUCAAAACAGAUAAUAUGGUGGUAAGAUAGAGUUCGUGAAUCGUUUGCGAAAUCGAAUGAUUACUUUGUAUACUUACAGAUAUUUCUCGUGUAAGUUUACCAUGAAAUAUCGAUUGUAUAUAAAUUAUUUUUUUAGAAUUAACAUAUUGCAACAUUAUAUAAAAUAAUAUUCUAAAUAUUUUGAAAAAAAUGAGUACUUUGUGGGCGAAAAUCUGGUACAUAAUUUUAUGUUGCUGCCCUAGAUAACUGAUUACUGUUUUAGUUGAAUAUACUAUUAGGUUGACACAAUUAUUACGUGCCACAAGUAUCAGGGUGUACAUAAAUAAUAAAAUAACUAAUAACAACCGACUUCUACAAACAAAGUUAGUUUUAGUUUUCGUUGACAAAAGAGAUUCUUACCGUUCUUCAUCUGUAGUACGGAAUCCUCGGUGCGCGAGUCUGACUCGCACUUGGCCGGUUUUUUUUUUUCAGCUUUCUUAGUAGUUUGGCCUGAGAUUUUUGUCCCAAAGCCACUCUUAUUUCGUUAAGCAAAAGCUUCCGUAAGACAACAUCGAGCUGGUCUCGGAUCAUAAUAUUUGGCUCGUAAGUGUUCAAUGUUUGCAGUAGUCGGUAACAAUGAAAUUCGCCCACUAAAUCAUUAUCCAUUAACAUUUUAGAAGCAAUAAAAAACAUCGAAUUGCCUCAACCACUGUUUCAUAAGUUUUCGUGCACAAAUGGCACAAUCACAUUGAUUUUGUGAGUCGUAUUAAAUGACCUUCGUCAGGUAUUACGCCAUUGUUCAAUUUUCCCAUGUGAAAUUCCCUACCAAGGCAAUUUUGAACUGUUAAUUAAGUAUAAAUGGUAUAUUAUUAUUAGUUUUACGUAUGACGAGCUUUGUUAACCAAUGCAAAAUAUUAUGUUCCAUGAAUUGCAAUUUAUUUUAGAAAUCAACUUUCCGCUUUACCUACUAUUUUUGUGUAGGUAAUGUUCUCAUUGUUGGUUAAUUUUGUAUUCUUUAGAUUUUAUACAAUAUUUAUAAUUUUUCACAGUACAGACCUAUUGUUAAAACCAGAUAAUACCUAAUAAGUAUUUAUCUGUUUUUAUUUAAUUAGUUUUGUUAGUGGGAAAAUUAAGAUGUGCUAUUAAAAUUAUGUUAGUGAUUACAGAUAAAACAUUUUAUUUUUACGUUUUAUAAUUAUUAUAAUUAGAUUGUAAUUAUAUAGGUGAGUUAAGUAGUUAUUGAAAUUAUAAGCACUUUCUCAAAUAUUAAAAUUGUGUUCUUUUAAGUCACCUUUGUAAAUUGAUUUCAGCAUUGAAAUAAUUUAAUUUAAAUAUUUCAGAGUAUUUUACAAACAACUUAUCUUUACCUACCUACUUUUUUAAGAAUGGUAAUUUGUAAACUUUUGAUUGCAAAUCUCAGAACUCUGAAUAAAUAGGUAAAAUUGCCAUCCUUCUGAUUUUAAUAUCUGAACUCUAUCUCUAUCGGAACUGUGCAGCUUUGCAUAACAAAUAACUAUGUGUUAAA